UUAGAUGGAAAAUAAAAACCGAAGAAUAUAGCUGUGUAAAGCCUUUCACACACAAGGUCACCCAAAGCAACCUUUACCGCUUUCAAUUUCUAUCUUCCAUCACAUUCUCAAGAAAAUCCUCACCUCUAGAUUCCCUGCUGAUUUCAAAUCUCUUCUCUUCCAUUUCCGAACUGCUUCACUUUUUAAAUAUAUACUCUUUAACAGCCUUCGAUUUGACAUAAUUUCAGUUCUCCGCCAUGGAUUCCAUCAAAUUUGACAACGUCAAGGCUGAGAAAGCUAAGGCUCUUCGGAGAGUCAACUUGACGCAAACCUUGAAGAAGCUGCUUCUUCUCUUGUGUGAGCUUCUUCUUGCCUUUUACUCACUCUCCUGGUUGUCAAAGAGGGUCCCUUACGCUCUCCAGAUUUCCAGAGGUUUUGUUCGUGGAUUUGUACCCGUUUUAGACCGGCCUCUGUUCUGGUUUAUGCUUGUCAACCUCCUUAUGCUCGUUAUUUUCGUUUUAUCCUUCCGGAAAACGAGCUCACCUGACAUCUACGACAAGUAUACCGGAUCCUGCUGGAACGCAACAGGAAACACGGCGGAGAAGCCUGUGGAGGACACUGUGGUGGACAAACAAGUUAUUCUUGAGGACAAUGCGGUUUUGGAAAAGAGAGCCAUCCUGGAGACAGUUAUGGAGGAUUCAGAGCGUGUGGUUUCUCCAGUGAAGCAGGACACUCUGAGUACAGUUACGAAGACAGAAGUUACGGUUAGUGCGGUGACAGUUGCUGAGACAAAGCCUGCGUUUGGUACAGUGAUGGUGGUGAAGAAGAAGGACUACAGGAGGAGCCGAUCGGAGAUGUCCAAGAAUUUUGGGAGCAAAAAUCGGCCGGAACUGCAGAGAUCGGAUACGACGAUCGCCGGCACAGAAUCGCAGAGGAAAUCAAUGGACCAUUUGAGCAAUGAGGAGUUCAAUCUAAAAAUUGAGAGUUUCAUUGCAGAACAGAAAAAGAAGUUUCAUUGCAGAACAGAAAAAGACUCUGUUUCUGGAAAACAGAGCAUCAUCCCUUGCCUUAGUGAGUUCUAAGUAAAACUCAAAACAAAUAUGGAGAAGUUCCUUUGAGAAAUUAAUAUAAAAAGAAGAGAGAGAGAAAAAAAUAUAUCUCGAUUAUCUAAUUGGGAUGUACAGUGACAAAAUAUUCCCUGUUUUGAUGAAUUUAGAAAUGAAGAGAAGCUUCAUGGGAUUGAUGUACUGUUUUUUGUCUUUGAUUUUUCUGUUUAGGAAUCAAAUUUUUUUUUUUUC
Messenger RNA from Rubroshorea leprosula, 1277 nucleotides. Lineage: Eukaryota; Viridiplantae; Streptophyta; Magnoliopsida; Malvales; Dipterocarpaceae. The record is from the annotation of a GenBank genome assembly.